Messenger RNA from Mytilinidion resinicola, 1521 nucleotides. Its product is annotated as UbiD family decarboxylase. The coding region runs from base 1 to 1521 and encodes 506 amino acids. Lineage: Eukaryota; Fungi; Ascomycota; Dothideomycetes; Mytilinidiales; Mytilinidiaceae. Gene Ontology annotation, cellular component: cytoplasm. The transcript has 2 exons. Gene Ontology annotation, molecular function: carboxy-lyase activity. The record is from RefSeq and is a predicted model, not a curated record. Gene Ontology annotation, biological process: cinnamic acid catabolic process; ferulate metabolic process.
AUGCCACAGGACCUUCCACAUAUGAAUUUCCGAUCCUUCGUCGAAGCUCUCAAAGAUGAUGGCGAUCUCGUAGAAAUCAACAAGGAGAUCAACCCAUACCUCGAAGCCGGCGCCAUUAUCCGCAAAGUGUGCGAGACAGACGACAAAGCACCUCUAUUCAACAACCUCAAAGGAGCGAAGAACGGACUGUUCCGGAUCCUCGGCGCUCCCGGGUCGCUACGGAGAGACAAAUCGCAGAAGUACGGCCGCCUCGCUCGGCACCUUGCGCUAGAGCCUACGUCCAGCAUGAAGCAAAUAAUGGACAAGAUGCUGUCGGCGAAAGGCGUAGCACCAAUCCCGCCCAACAUCGUGCAGACCGGAAGCUGCAAGGAGAAUAUCUUGAGGGAAGGAGAGUUUGACCUUACGACAAUGCCGGUCCCGAAGUUGCAUCAGGCUGAUGGUGGAGCAAAGGAUCGGGGCAAGUACAUCCAGACCUACGGAAUGCAUGUGGUGCAGUCCCCAGACGGCAAGUGGACCAAUUGGUCGAUUGCAAGGGCCAUGGUCGACGACAAGAAUCAUCUGGUUGGUCUGGUCAUGAGUCCCCAGCAUAUAUGGCAGAUUCAGCAGAUGUGGAAGAAGGAGGGGAAAGACGUGCCUUGGUCCCUGGCGCUUGGGGUCCCUCCGGCGGCAAUCAUGGCGGCGAGCAUGCCACUUCCCGAUGGGUGCACAGAAGCUGGAUAUGUUGGCGCCAUGACUGGACAGGCAUUGGACGUUGUGAAGUGCGAGACGAAUGAUCUCUAUGUCCCCGCGAACUCGGAGAUUGUUCUUGAGGGCACUUUGUCCAUUAGUGAGACAGGCCCAGAGGGUCCAUUCGGGGAAAUGCAUGGAUAUGUCUUCCCUGCCGACACCCAUCCAUGGCCGAGAUAUGAAGUCAACACUAUCACGCACCGUAACGAUGCUAUAUUGCCGGUUUCAUGCUGUGGUCGCCUAACCGACGAAACGCACACCUUGAUUGGUUCCCUAGCAGCAGCAGAAAUUCGACAGGUUCUCCAAGAUGCCGGCCUCCCUAUCAAAGAAACUUUCGCACCAUUCGAGUCCCAGGUUACAUGGGUAGCAAUCCAAGUAGACACCGAAAAGCUCCGGGCGAUGAAGACCAACUCGGCAGACUUCUGCAAAAAGAUCGGCGAUCUCGUUUUCAGCCACAAAGUCGGCUACACAAUUCACCGUCUCGUCGUUGUCGGCGACGACAUUGAUGUGUACGACUUUAAAGAUGUGAUGUGGGCGUUUACUACCCGCUGCAGACCGAAAGAUGACGAGUACUUUUACUCCGAUUGUCUUGGAUUUGCUCUUAUACCAUACAUGAGUCACGGGGCCUUUGCUCCGGCAAAGGGCGGGAAGGUUGUGAGUGACGCGCUUCUACCAGUUGAAUACACCACAGGACAGAAUUGGGAAGCGGCCGACUAUAGGAACUCCUAUCCGAGAGAGCUGCAGAAGAAAGUAGACGACGAUUGGGAAAAUAUGGGGUUCAGGAACAGUUCGUAG